CUGAUCCUCUUCCUUUCUCUCGUCCAUCUGCUGCUCUUCUUCACCACUUUCGCUAUCUGAGGGCCUCCGUCCACACAUGUCCUCCGCGGUCGCUCCGACUUUCGUGUUCUUUUCUUCUCAGCAGCAGCAGCAGGGGCAGCAGCAGCAGCAGCAACAGCAGCCACCCCCACACCCUCCGCCUCCCCACCAGCAGCCACCCCAGCAACUUCCCCAAGAGCUCUACAACCCAAAAGACGAGGAACAGGUUCUUUCCGACGACGCACGAAGCGUAGCAGAGACCUCUCAAGCCUUGUCGUCCAACGGCUCCUCUGCUUCUCGUAGACGGCGCUCCGUGCUCGCCGAUGGAACUGUGCGGAGAAGAAUCACGAGAGCCUGCGAUCAAUGUAACCAGCUCCGGACAAAAUGCGACGGCAAACAGCCCUGUCUUCGCUGCAUUGAAUACUCCCACCCCUGCGACUACGCCCGGCAACGCAAAAAGCGCGGUAAAAUCUCCAAACGCGAUCUCCAGGAACAGGCUGCUGCAGAAGCCGCCGCCGCUGCAGAAGCUGCAACCGUUCUUGUGAAUGGUAGUAUGCACCAACGCCAGCAGCAGCGCCACUUUAACGACCACCACCACCAACAACAACAGCAGCAGCAACAACAGCGAACCGCAGAAUACGGCGACAGUCACGCCGACGAGCGCCUAAUUGACGAAGAAAUGCUAGACAGUGGUCUCGAUACAGUGACAGGAGAUGACUCGCAGCGCAAUUCAGCUCGAACCGGCACAGAUCAUACGUCGACAGAUCAGUUUAUGCUCUACGGCACAUCUCCGAACACGGUCAUGAACUCCGGCGCCCAUGACGGACCUGCAUACACCGACUCUCCCAAUGGUCUAGCAGCGUUCCUUGCGUCUGCAACACCAGGUAGUCCCCCGUCCCCCAAUGCGCCAAUGCCGCCUGCAAACACCGCGCUACCGUCGCCUAACGUGCAAACACCGGCGGGAACUGGCGCCACUCGGUCUUCGAUCUCGGUCCAGAAGCAGGUAUCUCCAGCAAGUAGUAGUCACAGCAACUCUCAGCAGCAGCAGCAUCAUAGUCAUCAUCAUCAGCAGCAGAAACAAGUGGCUAGUGGCGAUACCCCUGCCUGGUUGACACUUGCAUCGCCGCCUGAACCAAAUAUUCCUGAGUACGUCUCGCACAGCUCCUCGCUCGGUUCGAUUCCGCUCACGCCUCUACCACCUACUCCGACCGCAAUGCCCCGCUAUCCUGUGCUGAAUGAGGUAUUUGCGCAGCUACUCACCUUCAUGCCGAACUCUCUGCCGAGUGACUUGCUCGAAGACUAUUUCAGUUCGUUUUCACGGAAUAUAUACUGCCUCGCUCCUAUUCUGCGAAAGUCAUCGAUCUUGGCUCAGGGUCAUCCUCGGUCUUGUUCGCCUUCGCUUUUGUACGCGCUUCUGCUGUCGGCCGCAUAUACCUCUGAUAACCCGCACAUGACGUCGUCGCCUUCUGCGAGACUAGAUAUCAUCCACCGGCUACUCGAUCUCUGUGUCUCGACUUUACGACCGCUUCUGCAUACGACAGUGCACGGUACCCUUGACGACGUGAUGACGUACAUUCACUUGGGAACAGUCACAUCUGCUUCGGAGUUCAAGGGCUCGAGUUUGCGCUGGUGGAAUGCAGGAUGGGCGCUAGCGAAGGAACUCAAGCUUAAUAGCGAGCACCCUGAUCUCGACGAAGAGACGCGCGAAGAAAUGCGUCGUACCUGGUGGCUUCUUUAUAUGGUCGAUCGACACUUGGGACUGUGCUACAACCGACCGCUCGCGCUUCUUGAUGCGCAGUGUAUGAGCCUUUAUCAGCCUCUGGCGACAGAGGAAGAGUGGAUGUCUAUGAACUCUGACAGUCCGCUGACACCGCCUGAGCUGGUUCCGGACGUAAGUCUGCGCAAGGGUGUAUCUUAUGUCGUUACGGGCACAAGUAUUUUUGGAUUCUUCUUGCCGUUAAUGGCGAUUCUUGGUGGCAUUGUCGAAGUACAUCACCUAGAGCAGCACCCUACUUUCCACCUCGGACCCGCAGCCGGUGAAAUACGGAAGCACCUCGGCGAGUCUCUCGACCAAUACGAGCACAGUCUGAACGCAACUCCCGACGAGCCAGGCCUGAAUAACGUGUGGAGGUAUUACGCGACUCACUUGUCCUACGUCCUUCGCAUUCUGCUUGCAGGAUACUGGGAUCCGAUUGAUCUCCUAAACGCGCCUGAUACGCUUCUUUCGACCACAGAAUUUAUGACCUGCGUCUCACACGCGCUCCGCUCCGCCGACGCCGUCAAAUCCGUCCUCCGCCACGAUCCCGAACUGGUGUUUAUGCCCUUCUUUUUCGGCGUCUACCUCCUGCACGGAAGUUUCAUCUGGCUAAUGCUCGUCGACAAGCUCGAGUCCGAAGUCAGCGAAGAAGUGCGCGAGGCCUGCGAGACAGUUGUGCGCGCCCACGAGGUCUGCAUCGUCACGCUAAACACCGAGUAUCAGCGCAACUUUAGGCGCGUCAUGCGCGGUGCGUUGGUGGGCAUGGUGAAGCCGCUAGAUGGUCAUGCUGAUAAUUCUGAAAUCAGAGAAGAAGGUCGGCGAAGACGGAGAGAGAUCGUGGGUUCUUAUAGGUGGUGUCCGGGCGGCAACGGUCUUGCUGUGUGAUUCUUCCAUCCGCUGAGGCUGUUUUGUGUUGUUUGAUUAUCUUUCUUGUAUUAUUCUGUCUGGAACGAGCAUUUUGUCGUCUUUUGUCUUUUGUCUUUUUGUUUUGUCAUUUUGAUAUGAACGGUACAUUAUGAAUUGUCGGUGUUAUAGCGUUUUCUCCUUUUCUCUCUUCUGCUACGAUUUUGAUUUUACUUUUUGUUUUUUCCCACUUUUGUUUUAUUACUCUAUCCUCUUCUCUAAUGUACAUUUAUCUUUUCCAUUUCCAUCA
This is a messenger RNA of Myxozyma melibiosi, 2927 nucleotides long. Its product is annotated as transcriptional activator xlnR. The transcript has 2 exons. The record is from RefSeq and is a predicted model, not a curated record. Gene Ontology annotation, biological process: regulation of DNA-templated transcription; DNA-templated transcription. NCBI's taxonomy places the organism in Eukaryota, Fungi, Ascomycota, Lipomycetes, Lipomycetales, Lipomycetaceae. Gene Ontology annotation, molecular function: zinc ion binding; DNA binding; DNA-binding transcription factor activity, RNA polymerase II-specific. Bases 77 to 2659 code for a protein of 860 amino acids.